Molecule: messenger RNA, 5219 nt
Organism: Botrytis porri
Lineage: Eukaryota; Fungi; Ascomycota; Leotiomycetes; Helotiales; Sclerotiniaceae
Exons: 2
Coding region: 589-4305 (1238 amino acids)
Biological process (GO): transmembrane transport
Source: RefSeq, a predicted model, not a curated record
GGAAAAGAGGCUGCUCAGAAAGAAAAUAAACAAAAUCAAAUCAAAUCAAAUCAAAUCAAAUCAAAAAGCCUAUCCAUAUAUAUCCAGCACAUCUUAUUAGCUCUCGUGGCUUGUGAAUACCCGCAAUUACGAGAGAUCUCAUCCACGUCUAAACUCCUCCAUCCCCUCCAGCUUCUACACUAUACACACCACCGAACCAAAACAAUUCUCUCCGUAUCGUUUUUCUUUCACCAAUUUCCCAGAGAAUUUUCUGCUUCUUGAUCUAUCUUGUCAGUUUUGGUUCAUCUAUCAGAUUCUUCAAACAUUCAAUUCUCAACUACCUGUCUGGGUAGCGCUUGCCGACAGACUACACAUACAGUAAGAGGCGUUUCAGAAGGAACUAGGCAUCAUCAUCAUCAUACAGCGAAUUGUGAUUUUCUGGUCAAGAAACAAUUCGGGCAAAGUGUUUACCAAUAGGCACUCUCACUCAUUUGUGACGGCGACCACAUCAUCAUGGCUUUCUGAAUUAGACAAGCAAAUCACCACCUCGUAUGCUUCAGGCUCCAUUAGAACUCGUCGCGUCGCUGGGUACGGUCACUCGUACUACCAAUGCCAGGAAAUUCGAGAUACGAAGCUCAGGUCAUUCCGGAUUCCUAUGCUGACCAUGAUCGAACGAGUCGUCCGAAUACUACAUUGAUAAUGUCUGCGGACUGCUGGGAGCAGGAAAUGGUGAGGGAGGGGGGAUCUACAAGCGAACAAUAUUCGAAUCGAUCAUAUCUAUAUCCCCGAGCUUCUGUCCCAGAGCAAACACAUGCAUACCGUCGUCCAUGGUCCAGAGCUUCUGCGAAAACUUCUUCCGGUGUCUGGAUGAUUCUAGUCACAUUGAUCUCAACUUUUUGGAUUACUCCUGCUUCCGCCGUGUUCAUAGAGUUUCAGAAUUGUUUGGAAGAGAGUUAUCAGGGUAAUACACCUUAUCAAUUACAGAUUGUUCCGUAUUUCUUAUGGGCGGUCUUUAAUACUACUGAAUCUACUCAUAAUCUUGCGGUUCAAGUAUGGGGUGAUGUAAAGGGAUCUGGUCCGGGGGCAUCAACAACUGACAAAUUACCUGGAUCCAACGACACAGCGUACUGGCAAAGCAACUCGACCGAUACUUAUAAUGGCAAGAUCGCAGACGAGCCCGAUCCAGCAUCUCUAAAGCUCACAACGCUUUUCAAUAAAGUCACUGUGCUAACCUAUCAGCCUUACAGUGCCGCUGUAGAUUUUUGUAAUCAGCUUGUCAACGGCACCUGUCCUCUUGGUCCUACCUUCAAUGCAUCAAGGUGGGAUCCAUACACUUUUCCCUCUUUUGGGUUCAACAACAACUUCUACUCCUCGUAUGCUUUCACUUCGUUCUCUGCAACGAUGGUAAUCAAGAAUGGCGACACUGCUGCGACUACUAUUGGUUGCAUAUCAGCUGAUAUUACACCUGACAUUGGGAGCAGUUUAUCUGCCACUGUGAAGUAUGUACCUUUGAUAGUGCUUCUCUGCGUCGCGUUUGCAACUGCUUUCGCAGGCAUAUACAGUCCUUGGGGCACCAAUGACAUCUUUCGAUGGACAACAAAUUAUGGUCGAGAUGCAGACCUGCUCCGUUUAGUCACACCUGGAUUCGGCGAUUGCUUACAAUACAUCCAAUUUAUUGCUCUUACUGGAGGCUUAACACUUGACUAUCCUGGCUUUUAUCAACCAAUCGUCAGUAAAGUUGCAUGGUCAUCAUUGAUGUUCAAUGAAAGCUUCGUCAGCAACACUUAUCAGGACAGUCUGGUCGACGGCAUAUACGUAGUGAAUGGAACCUAUGGUCUUGAUCGCAUGCGGCAAUUAAUUGGAAUGGGGGAAUCUGAUGAUGUCUGGGCCGGUAUGGCGGUUUGGCUUUUGGCUACUAUUGGAGUCGUCCUUGUACUGAUUCAGCUGGGUUUCGCUACGCGUUGGGCGUGGAGGCUGCUGAUGGGCACCCAAGAAGAGGAUUUGAGGAAGAAACACGUGCCAUUUUCAGUUGGAAACGUGAUUCGUAUUGUGUUUAAUUAUUUCUUGCUUCCCAUCGUUGCCCUUUCCAUGUUUCAAUUAGUUGAGGCUUCUAGGUCACCAGCCUAUACGACCGGUCUGGCGUUACUUAUGCUGAUCCUAAUCGUCGUUUUUGCCAUAUACCUGUUGUAUCUUAUCGCAACGGCAAGACCAAAGUCCUACCUAUUCGAUGAUCUUCCAACGGUGCUUACCUACGGAGCGUUGUACAACACAUAUUCGGACAAUGCGGCCCCCUUCGCCCUCGUACCGGUACUCCUGACCUUUCUCCGCGGUAUCUCAAUUGGAGCUGUUCAACCUUCAGGCAUUGCGCAGCUCGUUCUUCUUGCGAUUUGCGAAGUCAUCACGAUAUUGACCUUACAUGCGUUUCGACCUUUUCAUUCGCCGACAUCAAUGAAUGCUUACCACACAUUCUUCGCCGCGGUGCGCUUUUCAACCAUUUUGUUAAUGAUAGCAUUUGCUCCUUCACUUGGUAUUACUGAAGGGCCAAAGGGCUGGGUUGGCUAUGCGAUUCUCCUGAUGCAUGCCAUUGUCCUUAUUCUUGGCUUUAUGUUGAGUGCAAUGCAGACGAUUGUUGAAGUUGCUGCCAGGCUUGCGGGUGCCGGAGGCAAUGAGAGUGGCGCAGCUAGAGGUGGUCUUUCUAAGGUAUUUGGUAUGCGACAAUUGUCUAGAAGGUUGCCCCGUCGGGAUGCCACAUCGCGUCAAAGUCAAUUAUCAAGCGCCGCUAUGCUUUCUGACCAAGACAGAAAAUCAUAUCUAGUCGAGGGAGGCAGGCUUCGGAGUCAGUCUGCGGGUAGCGCUGGGAUCCUGCUCAAUAGACAAAGUGCAAAUCUCGAUAAUAUGACUGUAGAUGCUUUUGGUGCAAUGCCUACACAUCAUGUCGGCAGCGGUGCACCGAGCUCUCAUACCCCAACAACACCAGGAGAGGCAAGCACAUUCUCAUUCCUGCCAUCUGCUGCCGCGCCAAGCGGCCGGGGACGCAAUAAAGGUGCUAUAUUAGGCUUGGAUACAACCGACACAGCCGAUCCUUACUAUCGGCCUCCUAGAUUCCGCCGGCCGACUGUAGAUACUAAUUCCCCGGGGGUAAGAAGUCGAGGGUCGUGGGCUAGUGGUGAUUGGACUAAUAGGCACGAAUCACCACCUGCCGAUCCUGAUGCCAUUGAGCCUUUGGAGGGUCCUUCAAUCUCUGGCCGUAAUAGUCCAUCUCAGCACCAAGCUUUAGAUGGAGCUCCACUGGAGCUCAACCGAUCGAAGGCUGACUACACUACAAGAGAGGUCGACUUCUACUACGGCGUUCGUGGGCCUGCUUUGAACGCUGAAGCACCUAGUCGGAGAAUCAAAACUGGUCCUGCAGAUCCUACGGGAAUUCCUGCCUCCGCUGCAGGCUGGUUCAAGAGCUUCUUCAAAGGCAAGACGAAGGAGAAGGGUAAAGGAUUUGAGGUUGUGAGAAGCUCUAGGAUGCCGCCAGGAGGGUUGAGCAACGCAAGGAACGCACCUGGUGAUGAAUCACCACCGGAAGGAAUUCCAGUAGCCACAGGAGCGAUUCGACAUGGUCCAAUUGAUUCAGAUUCUGAUGAUGGGCAUGACACCGCCGGUCUAUCAGGACGAGCUGGCCCGUCGUGUGUGGACGGCGCAGAUGCUGAUGAUGGCGAAUUAGUCAGUCCUAUAGGAUCGGAUGAUGGACAGAGCUACCAUGACGACGAGGAUGAGUUUGAAAUGACCAGGAUUUCUGAUAUUCCCCCUUCGCUGCAAGGACUAAAAAUCCCUGAAGGUGGUAUGGAACUGCCCAGUAGGUUUCCUUCGAAAGCUAGCUCAAGAGUACCUCAUGGUUCACGAGCCGGCGACCCAAUACCAAACAUGCCUUUAAGUCCCCCAGCUCGAACACCUACAGUUCCACGAAAGAGUUCCCGUCGAAAAUCACAGAAUACAAGUGUGGACUUAACUAUUCCAGGCAUCAGUCGUCACACACCUCAAAGUUCACUUACUUCACGACUCCCUUUUGAGAGAUCGAAUUCCAACAAGCGGCAUUCCGACAUUUCUGCUAGAUCCAGCAUAGCACCGCAUGAGGGAUUUGGACAUUCUCGAAACACCUCAUUCGGUAAUUUUACCGAGGGGUAUGGUCAUGAUCGCCCGACGAGCGUAGGAUAUGUUUCCCAGCACCAUAUCCACACCAUCAACCCACCGGAGAACAAUCCGCAAUAUCUCGGUAGCUCUGCUGAACUGGUGGAUGGACGAAUCAGCGCAGGCUCAUCUAUUGACCACCCUCGAUGAUUGAAGGCUUUCCGCACACGUUUCACAUUUUUCACAUUACUAAUAUGCUUUUGAUCGUCACAUGAACGAAUUUCCUUGGUCGAAAAAGUCUCUUGGUGUUAUGCGGCCUUAUAUGUAUUGUAAAAAGGAUCGGAGUAAUAUGGCGAUAGGUGGAUAGCGAUGAAAUUUUCAUGGUUGGGUGGAGGGAAUAGCUGAUUGAUUGGAAUGAAAUGGGGGAAGGGAAAGAAGAACACCUUUGAGAAUCAGAAAGGCAUAUAAUUUAUGUAUCCUGUCUAUAUAAUAUCUGGCAUUCACGAUCGUUGUAAUAAUAGCCAUAGUAGAAAGAUGGUGGUUGAUUUCUUGCGUUGGGAGAGGCUACCUUGAGGAACAAGGAAGGAAAAGGGGGGGAAGAAGGGGCAUGAAUGGGUAUCUAGGUAUUGGAUUGGAUCCAAAUUCGAUCGUGAAUGUGGGAAACCAUAGAAUAUGGACAGGAAUAUGGGAUGUGGGAUAUGGAUAAAUUAAUAUAUAUUUUUUGACUUUGUGGUACCUACCUAGUAUGCUUUGAAUGAAUGAAGGGGGUUUGAAGUUAGUUGAGGAGAGUUGUUGGGGGAUGCCUUCCCCCGGGCCUAGUAAAAUGUAGAUGUGAAUAUGGUGUGGCGUAGUGUGGAUGUGCAGAUUGAAUUAUGGAUUGAUGUUUGAAUAUCUAGGUACCCUAGUUGAUAUAUACCUCUUUGUUUAUAUGAUUUUUUUAAAAUUGUUGAUGGAUAAAGUGUGUGAUUUAGUAUAAGUGUGUGUGGUGUGGUGCCGAGUCUCUUGAUUGGUUUACUCGUAUCCCAAGUGUUUUGCGUAUUCAAUACGCGUAUAAAUGGAUUGGAUGAGUUGAGUUGAGAUGCCAUGGGAUGGGAUGGGAUGGGAUGGGAUGCGAUGGAACUUGG